Funneliformis caledonium is the source of this 361-nucleotide messenger RNA. The record is from the annotation of a GenBank genome assembly. NCBI's taxonomy places the organism in Eukaryota, Fungi, Glomeromycota, Glomeromycetes, Glomerales, Glomeraceae.
AUGCAAAAUUUUAAAACUUUAAUAAAUUGUCUUCCAAAGAAAUCCAAAGCAAUUUUAUAUAAGAAUGGGAUCAUAAUUUCAACCUCAACUUCAAGAGCUCCAUUGUUUAAUUAUGUAGCUUUUAUCAAAAGGCUUGAUAUUACUGUUAUUUGUAAUGCAUUAGCAAGAUUUCAACAACUUUCUACUCCAAAAACACUUGACAAUAAUCAAAAUUUGGUUACAAUACGAGAAAUACUUAAAAUGCUCAUGAAUCAAACCUCUUUGAAAAUUUUACAUUGUGAUUUUGACAUAUACAACAUUCCAAAUUUUACCGCUUAUCCCGGAGUAAAGAAUUGUUUAAGUAAACUUUCUGAAUUUUCAU